Fragaria vesca subsp. vesca is the source of this 829-nucleotide messenger RNA. RefSeq names its product disease resistance response protein 206-like. The record is from RefSeq and is a predicted model, not a curated record. The transcript has a single exon. Lineage: Eukaryota; Viridiplantae; Streptophyta; Magnoliopsida; Rosales; Rosaceae. Bases 107 to 628 code for a protein of 173 amino acids.
GAAGCUAGCAUAGAGCACUGUGCCAAGUUUACCAACCAUAGCCAGAAACCUUCCCACCUCAACUUUCCAGCUGCUCUUAAUCUCUUCCCUCCUGUCUUCCUUUUCAAUGAUCUUAGUUUCUGCAGAAGAUCCUGAGUUUGUGAAAUCACUGAACCCCAAGCUUCUCGGUUUGAAGAAAGAAAAGCUCACCCAUUUUCGCCUGUAUUGGCACGACAUUGUUGAUGGCCAUAAUCCCUCUGCCGUAACAAUAGUGCAACCACCCUCUAACUCCUCCCAAACAAAGUUCGGCCUGAUAAGAAUGUUCGACAACGCUCUAACUCAAGGCCCCGACCCGAGCUCGAAACUUGUGGGAAGGGCUCAAGGGUUUUACGGAUCUGCUUCACAAGAAGACGUUAGCCUGUUGAUGGCUGAGAACUUUGCUUUUGUUCAGGGGAAGUAUAACGGUAGCACCAUAACACUGAUGGGGAGGAACUCGAUCUUUAACAAAGUGAGGGAGCUGUCUGUGAUAGGAGGAAGUGGUGUUUUCAGGUUUGCUAGGGGUUAUGCUCUAGCAUCCACUCAGUCGUUCAAUGCCUCUAAAAGUGACGAUGCUAUAGUGGAGUAUAAUAUCUAUGUCUUGCAUUAUUGAAACUAGCUAGUUCUUUCAUCAUUUGCUAAUAAUUACGUGUUCUGUGAUUGCGAAAAAAUGCAUGGAAUGUUCUCUUUCUUGUAAUAAUCCAGAGGUUGAAUGGAUUGUAUUGACAUAUGUACGUGGUUCUGGACUUCUGGUAUUGAAUUGUUGGAGCACUAAGCAUUGUGUUUGUUUAUUUCAAUAUUAAUUGUUGGAACU